Messenger RNA from Lycium ferocissimum, 411 nucleotides. RefSeq lists its product as uncharacterized. The record is from RefSeq and is a predicted model, not a curated record. NCBI's taxonomy places the organism in Eukaryota, Viridiplantae, Streptophyta, Magnoliopsida, Solanales, Solanaceae. The coding region runs from base 1 to 411 and encodes 136 amino acids. The transcript is spliced from 2 exons.
AUGUAUGUGGAUCAGAAGUUCCAAGAUUUGGAGUUUGCUAUUGGUGAUCAGGUUCUAUUAAAAGUUUUACCCAUGAAGGGUGUUAUGAGGUUCGGUAAGAGAGGCAAGCUGAGCCCCAGGUAUAUUGGUCCGUUUGAUAUUGUUGACGAUAUGGAUGAUGUAGCUUAUGAGUUGGCAUUACCACCAGGCUUAGCGGGAGUUCAUCCGAUUUUCCCUAUCGCGAUCUUGGAUAGACAGGUUCGAAAAUUUGGAUCGAAAGAGAUUGCUUCUGUGAAGGUGCAAUGGAAGCACCGUUCCAUUGAGGAGGCUACAUGGGAGACCGAGUCUGACAGACGUAGCCGAUAUCACCAAUUGUUCACUGAUUCAGGUAUUUCCCCGCUUUCUUUCUUUUCUUCACUCGAGGAUGAGUGA